Molecule: messenger RNA, 1380 nt
Organism: Aspergillus piperis CBS 112811
Lineage: Eukaryota; Fungi; Ascomycota; Eurotiomycetes; Eurotiales; Aspergillaceae
Product: ribosomal RNA processing 1 family protein
Exons: 3
Coding region: 161-1123 (320 amino acids)
Biological process (GO): rRNA processing
Cellular component (GO): nucleus; preribosome, large subunit precursor; preribosome, small subunit precursor
Source: RefSeq, a predicted model, not a curated record
CUUUCUCAAAACCACCAUUGUCCAGAGACCACCAAGGAAAUCCACACUCUGAAAAGCGCAGGCACAUCAAUCGCCUCGCUUUCGCGAACACCACAUACCUAGAAACCGAGUCUCCCGACUUACCAUACUCGAAUCAAUUCCGACUCGAGAAACCACCACCAUGUCCGACGUGACCAAGACUCCCUUUGUACGGGAUCUCGCCUCGAGCGACAAGAAAAUCCGCGACAAAGCCACCGACUCCCUCACACUCUUCCUCCGCAGCAAAACCGACCUCUCCCUCAUCGACCUCCUCAAACUGUGGAAGGGUCUAUUCUUCUGCUUCUACCACUCCGACCGUCCCCUAACGCAACAAGCCCUCGCCCGCACUCUCAGCUACAGCCUCGUCCCAACCCUCCCCCGGAGCACCUUGCACCGCUUCCUCCGCGCGUUCUGGAUAACCAUCGGCCGGGACUUCCACUCGCUCGACCGUCUCCGUCUAGACAAGUACCUAUUCCUGAUCCGUUGCUACGUGGGCGUUGCAUUCGAGGUGCUUCUCAAGCCCCAAUCCACCACCACCACAUCCACAAACGGCGGCAAGCGCAAAAGAGAAGAAGAGCCUACAUCCUCGAAGCGGAACAAGAAGAACAACAAGAAUAAGAAACAACAACAACAACAACAAACCCAACAACAAUCCGAAGAGUCAACGACAUCAACCGAACCCCAAGACUGGACAGCCCUUGAAUCCUACAUCAACAUCAUCGAAGAAGGACCCCUGUGCCCAUUGAACUUCGACCCGGAUCAACCGCCCAUGAACGAGAAGGAGGAUUACGUGCCGAUGCCGCAUGGACCGGACGGAUUGCGGUACCAUGUGAUGGAUAUCUGGAUUGAUGAGUUGGAGAAGGUGUUGGAGUUUGAGGAGAUUGAAGGGGCGGAGGAAGGGCAACAGACGAAGAAGAUCAAGGGCGGAGUGCCCAUGGAGCUUUUGUUGAGGCCGAUUGAGAAGUUGAAGAAGGAGAGUGGGUAUAAGCCUGUGCGGACUCGGGCUGCGGAGACGUUGGAUGAUGAGCGGUUGUUUGAGUGGGGGGUUAAGGAGAGGAAGGUGGUGGAGGAGAGUAGUGAUGAGGAGUGGGAUGGUUUUGAUUGAGGUGUUUCAUAUCUAUGUGUAUAAAUCCUAAUGGCUCUUCUCUUUUUUUCUCUGUUUGAUCAAAAGUGUAUAGAAUUGUGAAUUGGACGGCAGCGUGCGCAAUGCUUGUAUUGAUUAGCCUCCCGGGCUGGUCUGAGUCGGGUUAGGACUAUUACAUAUUCAUGUGAAUGAAACAAUGUAUAUUUAUAUGACUCUAUGGGCUAUGCAACCAUCUUGGUUGCACUGCUGUCUAGUAUACAGAAAGCAUGACCUAAUUG